UUUUCCGCGUCUGAAUAAGGACCGUUAUCAUACUGAUAGCGGAUCAUAAUUCCAAACCCGAUGGUUGAGUCACCAGUUUUCGGCUGUCGGUGGCUCGAAACGCUUCAAUGAAUUGGCUACGGUGAGUGGCUACAGUAGUCGCGAAUUCAUUUUGCAGAGCCGCGAAUCGAGCAAUUAGUUAUACCUCAAGACUCACUUCCGGUGGAGAUUCGAUAGCAUGGGAAUAGGUUGGUGCUUCGGUGGUCCAGGACCACCGCCACCCCCGCCGAUGAUGGGUCCGGGUUUCAUGGGCCCUCACUUCGGCCAUCCAGGAUUCGGGGGUCCGGGUGGAGGUUUCGGGGGACCGGGUGGAGGAUUUGGGGGUCCGGGGGGAGGAUUUGGAGGUCCUGGUGGAGGAUUUGGUGGAGACAUGGGAGGCGGUGGAUUCGGGGGUGGAGGUGGAGGGUUUGGGGGUGGUGGCGGCGGUGGCGGGGGAGGAGGAGGAUUUUAG
Molecule: messenger RNA, 490 nt
Organism: Diprion similis
Lineage: Eukaryota; Metazoa; Arthropoda; Insecta; Hymenoptera; Diprionidae
Product: glycine-rich cell wall structural protein-like
Exons: 2
Coding region: 218-490 (90 amino acids)
Source: RefSeq, a predicted model, not a curated record